Messenger RNA from Nerophis lumbriciformis (worm pipefish), 2248 nucleotides. RefSeq names its product calcium-binding and coiled-coil domain-containing protein 1-like. Lineage: Eukaryota; Metazoa; Chordata; Actinopteri; Syngnathiformes; Syngnathidae. Gene Ontology annotation, molecular function: transcription coactivator activity. The record is from RefSeq and is a predicted model, not a curated record. Gene Ontology annotation, biological process: positive regulation of transcription by RNA polymerase II.
AAUGUUUUUAUCGACUAUAAAUUACUUGUCUAUCUCAGUUGAUUUACCUAUCUAUCUAUUUCUAUAUAUCUGUAGUUUUUUGUAGUUUGUAAACAUGUUGUGUCCCUGACCAUAGUACAUUCCUCGAGUGUCUCUUAUCAAAUGUCUUCUCUCCUCAGCUGUCCUCCUCGUCUCACUGAAUCCUCCUUGUCAUGGAGCAACAAUAUCCCCAGUCCACGGUGGUGUUUCGAAAUGUGGGGCAGCUCUAUUUCCCCCAGACCAGAGUGGAGUGUCACUACAGUGUGACCUCAGCCCAUCAGUGGAGCAGCAGUGACUGGAUUGGCAUCUUUAAGGUUGGCUGGUCCUCACUUCAAGAGUACCACACGUACUCUUGGUCGCUUGUUCCUGAAGGCUAUACGAAAGGAACUGCCGUCGACUGCUGUGCACUAUUUCAGGCCUUUUACCUACCUCGCCCCAGCCCAGUGGAGUACCAGUUUGUCUACGUUGACAAGCUGGGCAAAGUCUGUGCCCACAGCAGACCUUACACCUUCUGCUCCCCCAAACCUCUGGAGGAGCUGGAGACCCUGAAAGAGGAGCAAGAUGGAGAUGAGGAAGAUGGAGAUGAAGAGGAGCUGCUCCUGGUGGUCCCCAGGGCUCAGCUGCUGCAGAGUCAGCUGGAAGAAUGCGUGAGGGAGAAAGCCGAGUUGCAGCAGGCCGUAGAGGAGGAGCGGAGGAGCAGCAGAAGAGCAAAAGAGGAAUGGGAGAGUGAGCGGAAGGCCACGGAGAAGGAGAUUAGUGAGCUCCUUGAAAAACUGAAUCACAAGUGUGACGUGUUGAAGAAUGUAGAAGGACAACACCUGGAUGUUAAAAGCAGUCAUCAGAAUCUCAACUCUGAACUUGGUCAACUUUUGGUGGAAAAAGUGCAAAGUCAGCGACGCAUCAAAGACUUGGAAGAUGGCGCCAAGGCGCUAGCAUACCGAGAGACAGAGCGACACGUGGAGAUGGAACGGCUGAAAGAGAUGUUGAAGAAUACAUCCAGUCAAAUCAAACUUGAUGAGGAAAAGAAAAAGUUGCUAAAGGCGGAGAGCGAGGCCGCACUGGCAGAGGUCUGCGGCCUGCAGCAUCGUCUGGAGUCCAGCGAGCGUUUGGCCGAGAGCCUGCGCAGGGAGCUGAGAGAGCUGAGCACCCGUCAAGGCCACACUAAUGCCGAGCUGCACCAAGUCCGCCUGCAGGUCGCCCAGCUGGGCCUGCAGCUGUCAGAGGAGAAGCUACUGCUCCGGGAGGAGCGGGCCAACUGGGCCCUGGAGAGAGAAGCUUACAGGCAAGCGGCAGAGGCUAACCAAAAGAAAGUGGAAGAGCUGAGUAGUGAGGUACAAAGGAAGAAAGAGCAACUGAGGGAGGAAAGAAAUAAUGUGGAGUUUGGGAUGAAAUACAGAGAUUGUGAUGGAGACAACAAGGUGCAGGCGGUCCAGCACGGUCAGAAGCAGCAGCGGAUGCUAGCAGGACUUGUGGACCCAGUAGUCAGGAGCUGACCCCAUAGUGGUAUCCAGACGACUUGUCCUGGCACACGAAGCAAGGCUUGUAGAUGCGAGGCGGCGGCGGAGGAGACGGUGAGCUGGGUACCAUCUCCUCGGAACUGGUACUCUGGGUCUCCACCGCUGCACACACAAGAAGAAGAAGCAGCACGAGGAGCCCUUCCUGUCAUUGGUAGCGCCUCUUAAAGGAAAGACUGUGAAGACCGGGCUGAUGUCCAGAAGACAGCUCCAUAAAAAAGCCAAGCACCAGACAUUUAAAAAGAAGUUCCAUCCCCACAGGGAGGCCUGCAAUGUGGCUACAAUUAUGCAGCUGGCCGGGACUUGACUUCAGACUGACUGCAGCAGGCAAAUGUAGGAGCAACACUCAGGUCUGUGCAAUGAUGUCACCCGUUUCAGCGCAAUGAGGUGAGGUGAAGAAGCCAAGAAGUCAUGGACACCGUGGUGUGCAUCCAUCACUGGAGCGAAACAGUAAGAGUUCACAAGGGAGCGCAUGCGUGCGUCGGUCAGCUUGCGUUCCCCUCCUGAAAUGUUUUUACUCUUUCUCUCGGUCCUGUUCCCAAUUAAAGCCGUCCUAACUGUGCCGUCCCAACAUCUCACAAACAGACAGGGAGAGAGACGGACAUAGAUGUCUCACUCAUGCUCUGACAUGUCCUCUCUUACACACGGCUCAGACUCACUCAGAAGACAAUUCAGAUGAAGCUUAAAAAGAGACAAGGCAAACUUACCAGAUGUCU